Corvus hawaiiensis (hawaiian crow) is the source of this 2536-nucleotide messenger RNA. RefSeq names its product NADH:ubiquinone oxidoreductase subunit A6 (gene NDUFA6). The record is from RefSeq and is a predicted model, not a curated record. The transcript is spliced from 3 exons. Gene Ontology annotation, biological process: response to oxidative stress. NCBI's taxonomy places the organism in Eukaryota, Metazoa, Chordata, Aves, Passeriformes, Corvidae. The coding region runs from base 6 to 431 and encodes 141 amino acids.
UCGCCAUGCCUUGCGCGUUCCCGCGGGCGGCGGGGGAAGGUGGCGGCGGCGGCAAGAUGGCGGUGGCGGGCAAGGGAGUGGUGUCGGCCGCCGUGAAGCCGAUCUUCAGCCGGGACCUGGGCGAGGCGAAGCGGCGAGUCAGGGAGCUGUAUCGGGCCUGGUACCGCGAGGUGCCCAACACGGUGCACCUGUACCAGCUGGACAUCACGGUGAAACAGGGGCGUAACAAGGUGCGGGAGAUGUUCAUGAAGAAUGCCCACGUUACGGAUCCACGCGUGAUAGACAUGCUGGUUAUUAAGGGCAAAAUGGAGCUUCAAGAAACCAUUCACGUCUGGAAGCAGAGGACUCACGUCAUGAGGUACUUCCACGAGACGGAACCCCCGCAACCUAAAGACUUUCUGUCCAAAUUCUAUGCGGGCCACAAUCCCUGAGAAACCGACUCUGUGUCUUCUUGCCUUAUAUUACAAAUAAAGUUCUAUACAAUAGAAAAAAAAAAUCCAUACAAAGAGAUUCUCUGGCAUCUUAGGAGCCUAAUGAGUAGGUGAAUCCAGAGCAUGUGCAAGUGAUUAUGAUCUGUUUGAAGAGCUGUAAUUUCCUAGUUUUGCCAGUGUGCAUUUUCAGAGAUGGCAUUUGUCCCAUCACUUGCCCUGGGGCGUCUGCUGAAUAACCACAGCACAACCUGGCUGUGGGGCUUUGUGCUUAGCCUACAGCCACAUCUGUAGAUGUUAGCUCUGUGAGGAAAAGAGCAGGCCUUCAGAAAAGCCACUGUAGUCACAGAAAUAUUCUUGUGCUUGAGGCUCAUCUGUAGGUUCAUCUGUAUUCAUGCACUGUCUUGCAAUUUCAUGCUAUGACUUUGUUGACCUUGUGUUUUUUAUUGGACAUUAGUCUCCUUAGUUCCUCACAGAGAAUAUAUAAAAUCCAAUACGCAAAUAAAGCCUUGUGCUUUAAAACAUCAGCAGAGUUCAUUUCUCUGCUGUAAAAUGAAAUCACCUGAAAAAAGGGGGGAUUGUACUGUUUUCUAGAAUAGGAAGGGUCUGUAAGGGCUUCUGAAGUUUAGCAGGAGAUGGUGUCCCACCAUCACCUCCUCCACUGAAUCAAGAAUUAGUAGCUCCCUUUGGAGAAGGGUAAGGAAAUUUAUUUUUUCACCAGUCAGAACAGGUUUUCAGUGGGUAACUAGGUGCUGGAGCUCCCCCAGAUGUGACUAGCACUGGGUGUUUGUAGUACACUCUAACUUCUUUUUAUCCAGCCUAAAUAAAAUUUUUAUCCAGUCUAAAUACUGGAGCUUUCUUCCCAAUAUGAAGACUGUAACACAGCACUCCUCAGGGAUGUGUACAUAGGUACCUUCAGAGGUGGCAUGUUUUUAAGGACAGGGUUGACACAGUCAGGAGGGGCCCAGGACAGACUGUGGGAUAAAGCAGUGAAAAGCAUUUGGGCAGCAGGUAAGACAGCAGCAGGUACGUGUUUGGCUCUCGAGCAGCUGAACUGGAACAACCACUUCUCAAGUGGCUUUGGGGAAGAAGGGGGCAAGUCAGAUACCAAGUGACUCAAGAACCUGACAGCUGCCUUCAGCUACAGCUCUUGGGUUUCCUCAGAUUACAGGCUCCCUUUUUAAUCUGUAGCCAUGCUGAGAGUUACUGAGCUAACAUUAAAAGCUAUGCCAAAGAAUAAGGGAGCAAAUGUGGCUGUUGGAACUAUACACCCUGCCCAAUGUGUGCAACAUUAGAAGUAACUUUUCAACAGCAACACCAGUAAGGAAGGGAAAAAGUGGGCAGUCAAGAGAAGAGGCCAGAUCUAGUGACCAGAAAACAUGAGACACUGGGGCAAUGCUGGCUUAAGAAAAAUAAAUAACUGACCGACCUCUCAAGGUUUCAGUUUGAGAAAACAGCUGGUCUGAUGCAACUAAAGAUACUCUUCCUGUGCCAUAGCAGCAGAGAAGACCUUCUAAGUCUAUUAUACAAGGAUUUAAAUGCAAUAGUAAACACUUCUAUGAAAAGAGGAGUUGAAGUUCAUAAACCGUUAAGAAAACAAAUAUAUGUUAGGGCUCUUUCAGAAGGAGGUACUGAACUACCUAGGAAAUAAUAGAUACCUGGAGCCAGUGUUCAUUUGCCACUUGUGAUCUCAACUUUUGCCAAAGCCACUCAAAGUUUUAACUCUGUGAUGAUAAUACUGUAUUUAAUCUUCAGUGAGGUGAAGUUAAUGAUGCAGCCCCUAUCAGAUACAGCUGCUAGGUUGUUGAACCACAGUGCCCUUGUCAAUGUGCACUCCAUUCUUUUAUGGGGCUGUGUUGUGGGGCUGCUGCCUCCCCUAGGAUUCCCCAUGUCCUGUAGAUCAGUACUGAAAGGACUCAAAAAAUAAGUAUGAGAAGAGCCUCCCUACUGAAACAGAUAUACAGAUGUAGAAAGGUUAAGACAGAAAUGGUAGGACACAGACAAAUAAUGUAUAAAAACAGAAGACCAAAGUUGUACAUGUCAAUCUCUUGAUCUUUAAUUAAGUGUUUCCCAUGUUGCUAAUUAAAGGCAUCCCAAGCAGUCCUUGA